Molecule: messenger RNA, 1032 nt
Organism: Colletotrichum truncatum
Lineage: Eukaryota; Fungi; Ascomycota; Sordariomycetes; Glomerellales; Glomerellaceae
Product: casein kinase II subunit beta-1
Biological process (GO): regulation of transcription by RNA polymerase III
Cellular component (GO): UTP-C complex; protein kinase CK2 complex; cytoplasm
Molecular function (GO): protein kinase regulator activity
Source: RefSeq, a predicted model, not a curated record
AUGUCCACCUCUUCGGGGGCCCCGGAGUCUUGGAUAUCUUCCUUCUGUUCUCUACUCGGCCACGAGUACUUCGCUGAGGUGUCUGAGGAGUUCAUCGAAGAUGAUUUUAAUCUUACGGGUCUUCAGAACCAAGUCGCUAUGUACAAGGAAGCGCUUGAGAUGAUCCUCGAUGUGGAACCCGAGGAGGAUGAGGAUGAUGAGGAAGAGGAAGAGGAAGACGAGGAAGAUAACGACUCGGGGGAUCAAGAUCGUCUUGGGCCCAGGCAUGACCGGAGACAACACAGCCGGAUGGCCAGUGACCUCAGUGUUAUUGAGUCCUCAUCUGAGAUGCUUUACGGUCUGAUCCACCAGCGCUUCAUCUGCUCGAGAGCAGGAAUACAGCAAAUGAGCGAGAAGUACGAGUUGGGACACUUUGGUUGCUGCCCCCGCACGAACUGUGACCAAGCAAGGACACUUCCCGUUGGUUUAUCUGACAUACCAGGCGAGGACACAGUCAAGCUGUUUUGCCCUUCUUGUCUUGACGUCUAUGUUCCUCCCAACAGUCGCUUUCAGACUGUAGACGGAGCCUUUUUCGGACGCACCUUUGGCGCCCUCUUUCUUCUUACGUUUCCUGAAUACGACCUGACUAAGCGUGGUGCUGAAGUCCUCAGCAGUGGGGGUGCGCGCAUCAACGACGACUCCCUUGAGAUGAUAAACGGCAUGUACUCCAAGAACAUUGCGCCAGGACUGGGCGCGGGUCGGAUAUACGAGCCUCGGAUUUAUGGGUUCCGCGUCUCAGAGAUAGCGAAAUCAGGACCUCGAAUGCAGUGGCUUAGAGACCGACCAGAUGAUAUGACGGAGCUGGAUGAGGCACGUAUUUACGCGGAAGAGCAUCCGGAUUCGGAUGAAGAGGACGAAAACAUGAACGGUAACGGGCGGCCGGCACCUCGACGACGCACACUCCGAGGCAACGCACGUCUUCGUCAACAGAGACAAACACAGAACGGAAGUCCGAUGAACGUAGAGACGAACGGUGCCGAGUCAGAACUUUGA